Messenger RNA from Malaya genurostris, 2829 nucleotides. RefSeq lists its product as uncharacterized. The coding region runs from base 232 to 2430 and encodes 732 amino acids. NCBI's taxonomy places the organism in Eukaryota, Metazoa, Arthropoda, Insecta, Diptera, Culicidae. The record is from RefSeq and is a predicted model, not a curated record. The transcript has 4 exons.
AUACAUUGUUUAAAGUACUGAACUACAUUUUUAAGUACCCUAAAACCGAAUCUGAUUCAAGGCCAAUGAGCCAAAUAUUCAAUAAUGCCUAUGAAUAUUUUUGAGAGAUCUUUAAACAAAUCAACAGUUUUAGACUCGCCGUGAAAAGAAGUUCGCGUCUAUUGAAUAAUUUUUUUGAUUAAUUUUCGGAUGUCUUGAUAUUAAUGCUGUGAUUUCAAUAAUCUGGAAAAAAUGGAGCGACUACAAAGAAAGCUAGAUGGCCGUUCGUUUGAAAAACUUACUGGAUUAACAUGCCAUGUUCAAAAUUGUGGCAUGCUUGUUAAAGGCUAUAUCGACGAGCUCAAACACCAUUUUGUGACGAGUCAUGGAUUAAGAACGGGUUUGCAAGCAGAGUACCCUUUUAAAUGUUCCUUGUGUGGAUCCUUAUACUCAUACUUUUCAAGUUUUAAACUGCAUAUAUUGUCGAAGCACCCUAUAUCAAGCUUUGACUUGCAAAUAGAUGAUGAGUACAGUAUGAUUAUGAGUACAGAGCAUCAGCAAAGUACAAAUGAGUGCAUCAAUGAAUUAGGAAUAGAAAACCCAUAUUUCCAUAAGGAAUCCGUAUCAUUGCGAGAUUUCACUAAUGCUGUAUCUACAAUUAUAACAAAUUUAAGAUGCGAUGUAUCUCUUCCAGAGGCCAAACUAAAACUAUUCAUUGAUGGAUAUGUACUCAUGCUUGAGUGGGCUCAACUAUAUACCAUGUCGAAACUAAAAUUAUACCUAACUACUAAAAAUUUACUACAAUGUAAGGAUACCGUUCGAUUUAUCAACGAAUUGCAAAUUCCUGAUUUAACGCAGGACGUUAAGUGUCCAGAAGAUAAUAUUGCCUAUUUAUCUGGGAAAAUUGGAUGCUCAGUACCAGAACCGGUCGAAAUUGUUUUGGGAAAAGAAAAGAAAAUAAAGUAUGUUCCAAUUUGUCGCUCAAGAGGGAGAAAGUUUCAGCGCACAUUUCAAAAGAAUGAAUUCAUUAGAAAGAUCAAGAUCCGGAAAGAUGUAUUUCAUUAUAUAUCGGUCCUGGAAACACUUAAACUCAUUAUGUUCAAUUCUAAGGCAAGAUUGAUGGUCGAAAACGAAUCAACAAGCGUAGAGAAUACACUCGAAACUUUCAAAGACGGUACUCACUUUCAAUGUCAUUCCUUUCUGCAGCUUCAUCCACAUUGUCUAAGACUCUCGAUUCACAUUGAUGAGGGAGAGUAUGCUAAUCCACUGGGCUCACGCAAAGGCAAAAAUAAAAUGACUAAUAUUUGUUUCAAAAUUGGAAACUUUGAUCCUCGAAUCAAUUCUUCUCUGGAUCGCAUUUAUUUGGCUCUGAUGGUGAAAUCAUAUGUGCUUAAAAAAUAUGGGUACAAAAAAGUAUUACAACCUCUUAUUGAAGACUUUUCUCAAUUGGAAUCAGACGAAGGAAUUCCAAUUAAAACAGAGUCUGGUGUAUGGAUUAUGAGAGCAGUGUUAGUUCACGUUCUUGGUGAUACAUUGGCAUUGCACGAUAUAUAUGGUAUGUCGGGACCGUCUGCUAAUAUGUUUUGCAGAAUUUGUGAAAUAAGUAGAAAUAACUUGAUAUCGGGAAAUUUUGGCGGUAAUUUUUAUAUUCGAACAGUUGAAUCUGUCCAAAACGCUUUAAUUUCUUCAAAAGAUGGUCAACAAUCAUCAGUUCUGUAUGGAAUUAAAACUAGUUGUGCUCUUCAUUUAUUAAAGUACUUUAGAUGGCCAAAUAGCCAAACAUUAGAUCCAAUGCAUGAUAUUUUGGAAGGUAUUGUUCCAAUGAUAAUUAAAAAAAUACUAUGGGAGGCAGUAUACAGAAGCAAAAUAAUUACUGAACAUGAAGUGAAUCAGUUAAUCGAUAAUUUUGAGUAUGGAGAAGCUGAGAUGAGAGACAAACCUUCAACAAACUUUACCAAACUUAGUUUAAAAAGUAAAACUAACAACUUAAGUCAAUCAGCAGCUCAAUGCUGGCUCCUAUUACGUAGUUUUCCUUUUAUAUUUCACGAAAUUUUAAAGCACAAUGAGAACCAUAGAGAGAUUAUAGCAGCAUUACUUAAUAUUACUUACAUUAGUUUUUCACACAAAUUAUCUUCAGAAAUGAUUACAUGCCUGUCAGAUUCAGUCACAAAAUUUCACAAACUGUUUCGAAUCUGUUUUCCGACUACAAAUGCCAUAAAUAAGAUUCAUCACAUCAUUCAUUACGCUCAAGUUUGUCGGGAGAAUGGUCCAAUUGCUCACUUUAGUUGUAUGAUGUUCGAAGCCAAAUUCAAAAAAUCAAAUGCUCAAAGUAGAACUUGCAAUAAUUUUAAAAAUUUGUCUCUUAGUUUAACAAAACGACUAAAUUUAAAACAAAUCAAUUCCAUAUCGAAACAUAGCUAUUUUGCUGAUAGACCAGUCAUCUUUAAUUAAGAAAUGUGCGUUUGACACUUCAUUAUUACUAUUCGAUCUACCUACUGAAUUGAAAACAAUUGAUAAGCUUGAGAUCAAUGGUAUACUUUUCUCUCCAGGAUUUGUUGUGAAAUACAAAAAAUGUCAUACACAAUCUUACGGGUUAAUUUUAGCAAUGAUUGAGUAUGAUUCCGAUAUAUUGUUCAUUAUACAAGAAUUAAAUACCAUUAAAUUUGAUUCACUCCUUUUUGCUUACAAAGUGACUUUCAUCUAAUGUAAUAAGAACUUCUUCCGAAAAUGUACUGUGUAGAAAAUGCUACAGCUUGUGGCAGUUAGGAGAUAACAUGGAAGGUUUUCAUUAUAUAAGUAUGAAAUAUAAAGAUAGCUAAAAAUGAUUGUAAAACUAUAUUGUCAAAUAAA